This is a messenger RNA of Thunnus maccoyii (southern bluefin tuna), 6204 nucleotides long. RefSeq names its product BMP2 inducible kinase (gene bmp2k). The transcript has 15 exons. Lineage: Eukaryota; Metazoa; Chordata; Actinopteri; Scombriformes; Scombridae. The record is from RefSeq and is a predicted model, not a curated record. Gene Ontology annotation, biological process: protein phosphorylation. The coding region runs from base 852 to 4514 and encodes 1220 amino acids. Gene Ontology annotation, molecular function: protein kinase activity; ATP binding.
UAACAAACCACCCACUUAUUUUGAAGCCUGCAGUUGGGGAGUCACGAGAAGUUUAACGUUAGCGAAGCUCAACAAAGAUGACACGGAUGAGAGCGGAGAUGACAAAGAUGAACCUGGCGAAAACGACAUCGCUGGAGGUUUUCUGAUAAGCCACGGACGCUUACUUGCACCGGGUUCGGGCUCCUACUUCGUUUAGCCCACCUGCACUCGGGGUGGCUCGGCUCGGCUCGGCUCGUUAGCAGCUAACUACCGCAGCUAGCGAGCUAACUAGCCGCUUCGCCCGAGUGAAGUGAACCAAGUCGCGGCGUGUAAAGCUAACGACGCCGAGGCUAGUUUUUUUUGGAGGACUAUCGAGUUGGAUAUAUUCAUUUGAGAGAUUUGUCGCCGCUGGUGGAGGUGUUAUCAACACCGGUGUCAGCUGCAUUUGUUGUCCCCUGCCCUCUUCUCAUUGUUGGGAGAGCGUCCUGACUGCACACCGCUGAGUCCAUGCAUGUUAGCAACGGCUGCAGCCAGCUAGCGUGAUGUGUCAUAUUAGCUAACGAACCUAUCUCUGUUUAUUGUUUUUGACAUUUUGAGAGUGGAUGCUGUCACCGGUACGAGCUUUGGGAGACCUGUCGGGGUUGUAUCAUCCCACCGUGACGCUUGUAUAUUAACUGUACUUUCAUGUCGUGUCACCCGACAGCGAGUUGUCCCUCCCGAAGAACCAGACGCGGAGCAUGCAGGAGAAGAAAAGAUUUCAGAUAAGUAGAUAGGGGAAGUCGGACACAACCGAGUUAAAUUGGACAGUGUGGUUUAUUUCCCCACCAAACAAGGAUUGCAGUUGGUGGUGUCGGGACUGUGAAAGUUAAAGGAUGAAGAAGUUUUCCAGGAUGCCAAAGUCCGAGAGCGGCGGGCUCGGAGGGGCGUCCGGUUCCGGCUCCAGCUCCGGAGUCAGCAGCUACUUGGGGAAAGUGUUUGCAGUCGGCCGGUAUCAAGUCACCGUGGAAGAGCUCAUAGCAGAGGGAGGCUUCUCGGUGGUGUUCCUGGCUCGUACGCACAGCGGUGUCCGCUGUGCUCUCAAAAGGAUGUACGUCAACAACGUCCCGGACCUAAACGUCUACAAGAGGGAGAUCACUAUCAUGAAGGAGCUGUCAGGCCAUAAGAACAUCGUCGGCUACCUGGACUCCACCAUCAACGCUGUGUCAGACAGCGUCUGGGAGGUCCUCAUCCUCAUGGAGUAUUGUAAAGCCGGUCAGGUGGUGAAGCAGAUGAACCAGCGGUUAAACGUGGGCUUCAGCGAGGCCGAGGUCCUCCACAUCUUCUGUGACACCUGUGAGGCGGUGGCCCGCCUGCACCAAUGCAAGACCCCCAUCAUCCAUAGAGACCUCAAGGUUGAAAACAUCCUUCUGAAUGACCAGGGCAGUUAUGUACUGUGUGAUUUUGGCAGUUCCACUCACAAAGUCUUGCAGCCACAUAAAGACGGUGUGACCGCCGUGGAGGACGAGAUUAAGAAGUACACGACCCUGUCAUAUCGGGCGCCGGAGAUGAUUAACUUGUACGCAGGGAAAGCCAUCACCACUAAGGCUGAUAUAUGGGCACUUGGAUGCUUGUUGUACAAGCUGUGUUUCUUCGCUCUUCCAUUUGGGGAGAGUCAAGUCGCCAUAUGUGACGGAACCUUUAUUGUUCCAGAUAACUCCAAAUUCUCCUUCAAGUUGCACUGCUUAAUCAGAUAUAUGCUCGAACCAGACCAGGAGAAGAGACCAGACAUUUACCAAGUGUCCUACUUUGCCUUCAAAUUAGCUGGAAAGGACUGUCCAGUGCCAAAUCUCUUUGUAAGUCACAAGAACAAUGCAGUUGCUUUGUGUUUAACAUUUGCAGUUUUUGCUUCUUUUUUAACCAUGAUUCUGAUCUUUUCUUGUUCUCUCCAGAACUCUCCCAUCCCUACAUCACUACCAGAGCCUCUAACGGCCAGCGAGGUCGCCGCAAAGAAAAGUAUGACGAAAGCCAGGAUAACAGACUCUGUGGGCCCGACUGAAACAUCAAUAGCUCCCAGACAGAGGCCAAAGGCAGCAAACAGCAACGUCCUGCCAAUCGCAAACACUGUCACCCCCGUCAAGAUGACCGUGCCUUCAGCACCCGUCAGCAACGGCCAGAAAGCUCCCACCCCCGGCUCUGCUCAGCCAUCCAUUCAGCCCCAGCCCCAGCCCAGCAGUCAGCAGCACCGAGUCCUGCAGCAACUGCAGCCCGGUGACCUGCGUCUACAACAGUUGCAACAACAACAACAACAACAUCACCACCAACAACAACAACAAGCAGUGCAGCAACAACAUGCGAAUGCACAGCAACUCCAAUACCUCCAGUAUCAACAAGCUGUGCAGCAGUCCCUCCAGCUGCAGCAGCAACAGGUCCUGCUCCAGCAGCAGCAGCAGCAGCAGCAGCAGCAACAGAUGAUGAUGCAGCCGAUGUACCAGCAGCAGGUUGCUCAGGCCCAGGCCCAGGCCCAGGCCCAGGCCCAGGCCCAGGCCCAGUACGCUGCCAUGCUGCACCAGUACCAACAGGCCUUUGUCCAACAGCAGCAGCAACAACAACAGCAUCAACAUCUCCAACAACAACAACAACAACAGCAGCAGCAGCAGCAUCACCCCGCUCAGCAGCCUCUCCCCUAUCUGUCGUCCCCUCUUGAGUUCCAGAUCCCACUGGGUUCCUACAAUGCAACCACACCCACUGCUGGAAGUGGAGCCGCAACUGGUCAGAUGGGGGGACCGUCACCUGUGGAUCCGUCAUACACUAACCCCAGUAGAAACCCUCUGCUCGCCUCCGACGGGAUCACCCCGCCCGCUCAGAGCUGCAACAGUACAGUCAGUAACCCCCCCGACAUGUCUCGCUGGAACCCUUUCGGAGAGGACAACUUCUCUAAAUUGACCGAGGAGGAGCUGAUCGAUCGGGAGUUCGACAUGCUCAGAGCAAAAAAGCCAGUGGAGAGAACCGCCAGUGUGGAAACCGACCGGCCGCAGCCUGCCGCCUCCACCGCCAAGCCCCUCCCACCGGAGGACCUGUUCGGCUCAGUCCCGUUUGUGGCCAGCGCAGGCGCCAACGUGAUAACGGCCGAGCAGACCAACGAGGAAGUCUGCGUUCCCGCGCCUGUCUCGACCCCUGCGGCGGAUCCGCAGCCGCCAGCGGCCAAGGAGCACAAAGCAGGCAGGAAGAGCAACUGCAGACCGGGCGAAGAGUCCGAGAGCGACUUCGAGUCCGACCCUCCUUCGCCCAAAAGCAGCGAGGAUGAAGAACCGGAGGAGGACGAAGGCCUAAACAGCGAACACGGCGACGACACCGAGCCAGAGAAUUUAGGGCAGAGGCCCCUGCUGAUGGACUCCGAGGAAGAGGGCGAGGAAGACGAAGACAAGCACAGCUCUGAUUCAGACUACGACCCCAACAGAGUUAAGACCCGCUCAAAGAAACCUGCGGGCGGUAAAGGAGCUGCUGCAGCUACAAGGAGGAGUCCUCGGGGGGACGCCGGCAUGACUCUGAUCACGCCUCCCGAGUCGCCCAGCAGAGCGAGAGCCGCUUCGGCUGUGGAUGCUGUAGAUGUUUUCGGUGCCGUUCCCUUCCUCGGAGGAGACUUGCCUGCCGGACCUUCGGAGAGCACGGACAUCUUUGCCAAAGCGCCUUUCAGGCAAGUCAGCCAGGAGCAGCAAGCCACGGACGAGUUUGAUGUUUUUACCAAAGCGCCGUUCAAUCGGAACCUCUCCAAGUCAGGCAAGAGCGGCAGCGACGUUCCCAUGGGCCAGACGCCGCCCAUUUCCCCCGAGAGCAUUGACAUUUUUGGCUUCUCUCCCUUUCAUCCGGGCCCCACCGAUCCGCCUCCGACCACGUCUAGAAGCGCAGAAGAUAUCUUCCGGCCGUCUUUUGAGGAGUCGAGUCCUCAGCAGCAGAGGCUGAAGCAGCGCAGCCUCCAGAAGCUGUCGUCACGCCAGAGAAAAACCAAGCAAGAGGCGUCAGCCGGCAGCAGCAACGGCAAACGGCACCACGGUACGCCGACGGGAGGCCGCAAGACCAACAAGCCCACUUACCGCACGCCGGAGCGAGUCCGCAGACACAAGAAGGUCGGCCGCAGAGACUCGCAGAGCAGCAACGAGUUCCUAAGCACCUCUGACUCUAAAGAGAACAUCAGUGUUGAUAUAACCAUGUCUGAAGGGAAAGACAAAGGAGCCUCUCUGCCGGUAGACGAGGUUCUUUUAGACCCAUUCGGCGCCAAACCUUUCCAUCCUCCUGACGGCAGCCGUCACGGCCAGUAUCAAGGUCUCACUGACAGCAAGGGCGACAUGGGCACGGCCAACGGCAAGACCUGGAGUUCUCUUCACGGCGCUCUCGGAGAAAGCAAAGUCAUGGAUGAUUUCGGGGCGGUGCCCUUCACAGAACUGGUCAUCCACAGCGGACCUCAGCAGCUGCAGCACCACCAGCAGCAGCAGCCUCCGCCCUCGCAGCCGGUGGAGCUCGACCCGUUCGGAGCUGCACCUUUUCCCACGAAGCAGUAACUUUCCCUGCAUCUUCCCACUCUGCCUGAGCUUUUUUUUUUUUGUUUUUGGUUUGGGAACAUCUUCAAUCAUGUCAUUGGAUGACAAAACUAACAAUGUCCUAACGCUUUUUUUUUUUUUUUUUUUUUUUUAAUACAUCUCUCAGUUUGAGUAACAAAAACCUAAAUCCUGUGGAGUGCGAGUGAUGUUUCCACAUAUCUUUCAGCUGUACCUGUUUGCUGAGAAGCCUUUUUAUGCUGCAUCUUUAACGCUUGUAAAGACGUUUGAACCGGAAAAAAAAAAAAACCCCACUCGAAAAAUCUGUACUGUGAUUAUAAGCUUAAUGUUUGACCGCUUGACUCGCUGCAAAAAGCUCUUUACGGCCUGCCUUCUGAUCUACCGAUAUGUUGUUGUUUUUUUUAGCACCACGAAGCCUUACCUGAGCUUGGCGCUCUGCCUCGCUGCACAGUACCUCGGAAACCCUCGACACACACACACAAAACGGCUCGCGUUGCCCUUUUGGUGUCGUUGGAAUCAUUUGGGAGUUUUCCUUAACCACUUUUGUUUUAUCCUUAUUAGACCUAUGCAUACUUUCACAGUAGUCUUUACGCAGCUGAAUGUGGCUGUGAUUUGUGUUGCAUUACACUUGGAAAUACUAGAAGGGAUUUAUUGUACUUCCUUGAAAAAAGAUGGAUCUGUUAUUUGGGGACAGGUUUAAAUUUAGACUCUUAACUGUUUGUUUUUUUUUUUCAAUUUUAGCAACUUGUAUUUAAGUACAGUUAUUUUUUUUUUAGCUGUUUCCACUCAUUCUGUUAGAAAUAAGGAAGAAAUGAAACACAAAGCCACAUUAGAUCACUAGUCUAGGGUUUGUGUUGUUAAGAUCUUUGACCCCCCCUCCCCCCUUAUAGAAGCUUGCAAGCUCUACUGCUAUUUUCUCAGCAACGGAAGUGCUUUCAACUGUAGAUUUCAUAACAUUUACAGAAACAUUUUACGCUUGAGAAUAAAUGGGGAAUUACACCAUCGGUUACAGGAUGAUAGGACCUGGUGGUAUUCUAUAUAUUUAUUUAUUAUUGUUAACAAAUCCCGUUUAAAAAAAAAAAAAAAAAAAAGACCAAAACCAACAACUUCUCUCAAUACUUUCCCCCCACGCUGCCUGUGGCUUUAUAAUUUAAGAGAAAGUAAUAAAGCAAUUAGUUGGGGACUAUUUUCAGUGGUGGAUUAAUCCACGUUUGGUGCUCGGGUGAGUAUUUCUGGACACUAUACUCGUAAGUGUUGGUUUUCAUCUUUUAAUGGGAUUUUUUUUAGCAACAAAAAUAUGGAAUAUCACCCGACUUAUUCCUUCUGGAGCUGGUUCCGCUGCCGCCGGAUGAGGUGAAUUGACGAGUUCAUAAAGGGAAAAAAAACAAACAACCAUUCGUCUCCAUGAAAGCACUUUUCAGCGCUGACUUCUUCCAUGAACUAGAUCUCUGUGUGCAUCUACAUCGACGGCCUUAAGCACUGCAUUUUACCUUCACGACCAACCAUCGGCACAUUCAUGAGUUACACCUGCAGGUUGCUGUGUUUUCACCAGUGGAACCAUUUGAUACAACUACUUUCCAUUCUUCUUCUUUUUUUUUUGUUUUGUUUUCUUUUUCCUUCUCCACAAGGGUAAAUCUUAUAUUGUAUUUAUCAUGCUAUACUGCUGUUUGAUGCAAUAAAAAGAUUCAUCUCA